CUCGACUGUAUCUAGAAAAUCCCUUUCUAGAAGCUAAGAAAGGGUGAUGAGGCCGAUGCAGAUGGACUUCUUUGCCGAUAUGGAGGAGCAGGGAUCGACGGUGGCGAUGGACGUGGACGACGUAGACCCACUCGAGAUCUUCGGUGAGGGCGUCAUCAACGUCGACAACAAGCUUGCUGACGCUGAUUUCUUCAACAAUUUCGAGGACGAUUUCGAUGACUCCGACAUCAAUUGAUCCUCUUCUAUUCCCUAUUGCCACUGGCUAUGUACCUUUUCUUCUAUUCCCUAUUGCCACUGACUAUGUACCUUUUCUUUUCUU
Molecule: messenger RNA, 319 nt
Organism: Hevea brasiliensis (rubber tree)
Lineage: Eukaryota; Viridiplantae; Streptophyta; Magnoliopsida; Malpighiales; Euphorbiaceae
Product: small acidic protein 1
Exons: 1
Coding region: 47-235 (62 amino acids)
Source: RefSeq, a predicted model, not a curated record